GGCGCCGUGUGGUCGUGAUUGUGCUGUUUUUAGUCUAAUCUAGUGCAGUCCUCCACACUACGCGGGCCACUUAGAACCGAUCUUAGGAAAAUGGAGUUUUUGAUAGGCAUACAGGGCGAUGGUUUUGUCUUAGUCGCCUCAGACAUGACGGCUGGACGUAGUGUAUUUCUUUUGAAGCAUGAUCAAGAAAAGAUGUACAAAAUGAGCGAUAAACUGCUAAUGCUGUGCGCAGGAGAGACUGGGGAUACUGUGCAGUUUGCAGAAUACAUCCAGAAGAAUAUCCAACUCUACAGAAUGAGAAAUGGAUAUGAACUCUCUCCGCAUGCAGCAGCUUACUUCACAAGGAAAAAUCUGGCAGAUUUCCUCCGCAGCAGAACCCCCUAUGCAGUCAACAUGCUUCUGGCAGGCUACGAUGACAAUGAAGGGCCUGCACUUUACUUCAUGGACUACCUAGCAUCACUCAACAAGGUCCCCUACGGAGCUCACGGCUACGGUGCAAUGUUCACACUCAGUAUCAUGGAUAGGCUAUAUCGGAAAGAUCUGAAACAAGAGGAGGCCCUUGAUAUCCUGAAGAAGUGUUUAGCAGAGGUGCAAAAGCGGUUUUUGAUCAACCUUCCGGCAUUCCAGGUGAAAGUUGUCAACAAGGAUGGAAUUCAUGACCUGCCGGUCAUAACAGCAAAGUCCCUCUAAAGAUUUCACCAUGAAGAGAUAUUUAAUUUACACUGUGUUCUCUGUGCCGUCUAUGUGCACCUGCCAGUUUCUCCCAAAUCAGACAAGAGGUUUUGGAGGAUUUUGCUGUGUUGAGGAAGUUGAGGUCAAACCACUUUCACUGUACUUAGGACUUGUUACUGUUUGAAAAACCCAGUGCAAAGACUCUGUCUUGUCCAGAUCCUACCAUGGAAUGGUUUUGAAGGACUGGGGAAAGAUUCUAUCAAACAUGCCCAGGAACAUUGGGUUUAAUGUUUGGACGUAGAGGAUGACAUGUCAACCUUGAGGCAAAUCUACCAUUCUGUGAUCAAAAUGCAGGAGCCACACAUAUUCUUGUUUUGUAAUCUAUAUACAUUUGAUUUAUAUCAAGACUCCUCCAGCAAGCAUUAUGCUGUCCAAAUCCAUAUAAUGUGUGUAAACCAUCUCAAUUGGGAAUCAACCAGACGACAAGGCAAACCUCAUUAAUGCUUGCAGAAAAAUUCUUUUGUACAAUGUUGAGCAAUCCACCUCCCCAAGCAGGAAGAAGUUUAACACAGAAUUUUGUUAGGUUAGCAUUAUAUACGAAUGUGUAGUACUUCUCAAGAAUAGAAGAUUAUGAUUUAGAGUCCAAAUAAAGGAUGGAAAUAAAUGGAGCAUUUUGCUUGGAGUUUUUGUUACUUGAAAUUUGAAAUGUAUGGGUUUACAUGAGGCAUAUACAAAAUAUCCAUAGAAGGAAUCUAGGUUGUGUAUUCUUCGUCGUUUUCCUCUGAACAUUUUAAUGGCAUGUUGGGUUGACCAUUUAAAGAAAAGUUCUGCUUUCGACUUAAUUUUGCUAGGUACAGAAUGUGUACAGAGAUGUAUUUGAAGUAGAAAGUGUUUUCCCUUUAAAAAUGUGUCAAGUUGACUUCUCAAACUGUGAAAUGGCUUGCUUGUUUUUACCUCUAAAUGUGUAUGGCAAAGUAAUAAAGAGGUGACACAUUUUGUAAGAA
Acanthaster planci (crown-of-thorns starfish) is the source of this 1676-nucleotide messenger RNA. Its product is annotated as proteasome subunit beta type-2-like. Lineage: Eukaryota; Metazoa; Echinodermata; Asteroidea; Valvatida; Acanthasteridae. The record is from RefSeq and is a predicted model, not a curated record. Gene Ontology annotation, biological process: proteasomal protein catabolic process. Gene Ontology annotation, cellular component: proteasome core complex; nucleus; cytoplasm.